AUGCGUGAAGCUUUUCCAAGUCUUCCAUUUGAUAACAUUACCGAAGAGAAGCUACUACUACUACUACUGCUAGCGGGCCGACCGUGCCCGACGGCGCACCACGAACCGCACCACGACGACGACCGGCGGCCGGACGAGCUGACGAUAAUCGGCGAAAAGAUAAUAAUUAAUCGUGAGGGUGAAACAAUUAAGCAAACAUUGGUGGAUAACGAGCAGGACCAGCCGACGCUCCAGAAGAAUGCUGUACUUGAUACUGACGACACAGCGCAAAGCCACGCUGGCCAUCUGCCAGCAGCAGUCCUUACGGCAGCAACAGCAGCAGCAACGGCGACGACCGCCACGACGUCACCCUCCGUCAGCUCGACGACCCAUCAUCAGCAUCAGCAUCACCAGCAACAGCAGCAGCAGCAGCACUCGGUGGCGGCAUCGGCCACCGCCUCGGCUGCCGCCACCUUCUCCACCACCGCGACCACCUCGAUCUCGAGCAGCAGCGGCACAGCGGCACUAGCGGCGGCUCCCGUUCCAUUCUCGGGCGAGCUGGAGGAGCUGCAGUACAUACUGCACUUUCCCGAGGAGGUCGCACUUCGCAUCACCGACAUGGAGUAUCAGCUGUUCUACCAGGUAUCGCCGGUAGAUUUCAUAAACGAGGCCAUCCUCGAGCUGAAGCGGGAACGGUGCGGCGUCGUCGGCGUCGGUGGUGGUGGUGGUGGCCGAGAGGGCGCAAGCUUCCAGUCGCCUUUUAGUAGCUUUAUAUCGUCACUGAAUCCCAUACGCAAACGAUUCGAUGAGACCAGCGCGUGGACCAACUAUAUUGUGCUCUCACAAGGUACACAAGACGAACGAAAAGCGGCCUUUGCAUGUCUGUUGCGUGUUGCUAUUUCAUGCUGGAAUAUCGGAAACUUCAAUGGUGCUAAAGAGAUAGUGGAUGGUCUGAAAUCAAUCAAAAAGGAAGCAUUCUGGACGUCGGCCACGGAUCGCACGGGACGGAAUACGGUGUACGAGUUUCUUACGACCGUGUUCGAUAGCUUCGAGUAUGAUAAUGCGGUUACGCGGGCUCUGGCCAUUCCCACGUGUCGCAUGAUACCGUACUUCCGGAACCACGUGGACGAGAUCAAAACCCUGCUGCUGACCGUGCCGCAGUCCGUUGGUCCGCCAACUUCCUCCGACGGUGGUGAGAACCCGGUGGAGAAGUACUUCCUCGGAGAGGUGAAACCACUCCCAUUGCGGGAAGAUGAGGAAUUCAUUGCGCGAUUGCUCCCACUGGCGUUGCCGAUCGAUUGCCGGGUACGGACACCAGUCCCCACGGAACCACCGGACAUCCCAUCGGACGAAUCAACCGAACCGCUACUGUUGUCCGACGAGCGGGAUGAGUCCGGUGUCGCGGACGAGGAUCGCGAAGAGCUGCUCGAGCAGAUACAGCUACGGGCGGAACCGGCCGUUAAUCGGGUGGCCACGUUCGUCGACCACCAUGACCAGCUGUGCCGGGAGCUGCCACACAGCCUACUGGAGUACCUACGGGCGGCGGCCAACAGUCCGCGCCAAACGAAAACCCCACUCUACAUCUACCAGCCCUCGAACCUGCAGGAACAGGAGGAGGACUACGAGGUGGAGAUCGGUAACUAUAAUCCGGUGCAGCCACUGUUUUACGACCACGGGAUCAGCAUCAUACCGCUCUCGUCCAAGCAAACCAAUGCCAUCGAUCAUCACAUACUGCAGAUUCUUCAUCACGGCACCACGUGUGUACUGUGGGAACCGGAGACACCGUCGGACCGGUCGUCCUACGUAUACCUGCGGCUGGAGCGCUCCUGUUCGUUUGUGUCGUGGCAGAGGACGGCCUGGCGGCGAAUUAAAUCCCAACAAGACUUUAGCCUUAACGUCAACCCGGAGGAGAUAGUGGCGUGGAAGUUUGCCAAUCGCUAUGCAUCGAAUGUCGGCGAGCUGGAGGGCCAGUGCCAGAAUCUGGACGAGGGCAUGCUGGAUCUCGGCACGAUAAAGGAAAUCAACAUGGGGUCGCGGAACCACGAGUACGACGCGGAGAUACUGGCCGCCGGCAAGCGCUUCGGUCUGACGCACGUCGAGUGCUGCGUGACGCUGCUGUACGGUAACUCGGCGAGCGAAAACCGGAUACUGUGCAUCCUCUGCCCGCCGAUGCUGUGCCGCGCGUGGUACGUCGGCCUGAACUGGAUGCUGCGGGGCAUCCGGCGGCAGCAGAUACUGAUCGACCGGUCGAUGCUGUGGCUGAAGGAGCUCUACAUACAGCUGUACUUCGAGGAGGGUGCCUGCAGCGAACCGAGCGUGGCCGAUGCCAUCAAAGCGUUCGGAGGCCGCUGUUACGGCCUGUCGUCCAUCAAGUCGUGGUCCGGUUCGCAGAUUAACGAUGCGAGCGAAACCACCAGUGCCGUCGCAAAGAAGGAUUCGUCGACGACGAAAAUACGCAAGAAGCGGUCCGUCGUCAAUUUGCUGAACCAAACCAACCCUGCCGGUAGUGCCGCUGCUACUGCUGCUGGUGGUGGCAGUGGGGGCGAUACAACGCCCUCCGACUCGAUGCUGCUGGACACGCGCGACUACCGGACCCGGUCCAUCGAGCGACGGCGCGAACGGAACGGCUCGAACGAUCAGCUCUGGCAGAACGUGAAGCAUCUUCGCAUCGGCUCGGUGACCUACGAUACUCAAUUAGAUUUUUUAAGCUUCGUCUCACUGUAUCGAUCAUUUAGCUUAAUUGCACGGCAGGACCUGCGUGAUAUUUUCGACCAACUCUCGGUGACGACCAUCUCAAGGACGGCCCUGAAUGGGGAGAAAAGCCGAAGUGCGCCGGAGUUAUCGGAGACCAUGGUCAAGCGAAAAAUCGGACUGUUGACACGCAACUGCUCACUGGACAUGGAUCUGACCGAGGCGAAACACACGCAGAAGAAAUACUUCGACGCGAUAGCAGCGUCCAGCAUCGCCCACAUCGCCGCCAGCAACGAUUUCCUUUCGUGCAGCAACAAAGUCAUCACGAUAUCGACGCUGAAAAAGUUUCUCGAAACGCGCCAGAUGGAAAUCAAAACCGAUGAGGAUGUGAAAGCCAUUAUACAGCGUCACGAACCGGAAGCGGCACAUCGCAUCGAGAACUGUCUCAGCUUCGAGGGAUUCGCCCGGUACAUGAUCGAUAAGGACAACUACGCGUUUCUCAGCGAAAUCAUGCCGGAAAGCACCUACAUGAACCUGCCGAUGUCCCACUACUACAUUGCGUCCUCGCACAAUACGUACCUCACCGGGCAUCAGCUGAAGGGCGAAAGCUCGGUCGAGCUGUACAGUCAGGUGCUGCUGACAGGUGCGCGCUGCGUGGAACUCGACUGCUGGGACGGUGACGAUGGUACGCCGGUCAUCUACCAUGGGCAUACGUUCACCACGAAGAUUCCCUUCCGGGCCGUCGUAGAAGCAAUAAAUAAAUCUGCCUUCAUACAAUCUUCCUACCCCGUGAUACUUUCCAUCGAGAACCACUGCUCGGUGCAGCAGCAGCAACGGAUGGCCAACAUCUUUCAGGCAAUCUUCGGUGAGAAGCUGGUGACUAACUUUAUGUUCGAUCAGGACUACAGCGAUGAACCAUACCUGCCGUCGCCGCUAUCGCUCAAGCACAAGAUACUGAUCAAAAACAAAAAGCUUAUAGUCGAAAUACCGGCAACCUUAUCAACCGGUUUAACACGACAGAACACCUUCAAACAAUCGAAUUUAUCCAGCAGAGCCAGUUCAAUUAUAUCAAACACUAGCGGUAGUUCGCUGAAUGAAGAGUUUAGCGAUGACGAGUAUGAGGAUGAUGACGAUUUUGACAAUAUUGAUGAAAAAACAUAUCAUACAACUUGGGGAUCAAUAGAAGAUAAGUAUAGGCAUAGUGUGUGCCAUUCCAACAUCACGCCGACAAAGUCGAAAGUCCAAGACCAAGACGAACGAUCCCGCAAGCGCAGCAACCAGAUUGCCCGAGAGCUCUCCGACCUGGUGAUUUACGUGCAAGCAAUAAAAUUUCGCGGCCUGAACCCCUACAGUCCGCACAACUCAAUACGUGCCAAUCCAAAGCAGCAGCAGCAGCAGCAGCAGCAGCAGCAACAGCAGCAACAGAGUCAACAAAGUCAGCAGAAUCUGCCCAAUGCGCAGCAAAUGUCGCAACAGCAGCAGAAUGUGCUGAAAACGAGCGGUUCGGUCGUGACGGUUGGGAGCAUACUGAAGAACAGUUCCGGCGACACGCUCAGCCUGCCCUCGUCCAGCCAUCUGUCGGACAGUCUCUCCCUGAGCUACGACGCGUCUAGCAUCAGCGGAAGCGAAACGCACCUGCCACCGCUAGCGAACUCGACGCGGAACCGAACCCUGCCGAACGCCAACCAUCCCUGCUACCAGUGUUCGUCGAUCAAUGAGGCGAGCGCGAAAAAGCUCUGCCGGAAGGAUCCGCUCGGGCUGAUCGCACACACCGAAUCGCAGCUGAUGCGGACCUAUCCCGCCGGUCUGCGGAUAGACUCCUCCAACUUCAAUCCGGUGUUUUUCUGGUCGUUCGGCAUACAGAUGGUGGCGCUCAACUACCAGACGGAGGACAUUCCCAUGCACAUCAACAAGGCGAUGUUUGAGGAAAACAACAGCUGCGGGUACGUGCGCAAACCGGACGUGCUGUGGAACCGGUCGCACCUGAUGUACCGACGGUACAGCCCGCUGGAGAAGGAGUUCGACGGGCUGCACGUGACGCAGCUCGUGCUGAACAUUGUGUCGGGCCAGUACCUCAACCAGUCCAGCCUGUACUCGAGCACGUUCGUCGAGAUCGAGCUGCUCGGGAUACCGGUGGACUGUGGCAAGCGCAAGACGAAGGUCAUCCGCAAGAACUCGUUCAAUCCGCUGUGGAACGAAACCUUCUACUUCAAGAUCAUGUUUCACGAUCUGGCGUUCCUGAAGUUUAGCGUUUACGAUGCCGAAACGGGACUCGUGAUCGCGCAGCGUGUAAUAUCGCUGAAAUGCAUUCGGCCCGGCUACCGGCAUGUUCGGCUCCGCUCGCCCACCAACCAGCCGCUCAACAUGGCCUCGCUGUUCGUGUACACGCGCGUGGAGGAAGAAAGUCUGGAUCGAUCGUACGACGAGAUCGACGAGCAGUACCUGCAGCAGCGCGGCGAGAAAAACCGCGGAGGCCGGGGAAACAACAGUGGCGCGGAAUCGAGCGAUGUGCCGGUGCUGUUCGAAGCGAGCCGGCUGGACGUGGCCAACAGCCUGGAGAGCAAGGUGCCGCAGCUGAAGCGGAAAAUGUUUUUUCUCACCGUGUACGACGUGGUGCCCGACAAGCCGUACACGAUCCUGAAGAUCACCCAGGAAAGCACAACGAAGGACGUGCUGACGCAGGCGAUGGCGAAGAUGAACAAGUCGGCUCAGGACAUGUCCAACUUCAUACUGAUUGAGGAGGUCUACCGGGGGUGGGAAAAGAAGGACCGCCUGCUCCCACCGAGCCAGCGCGUACUCGACAUGACGGAGAAACCGCUGCAGGCGCAGGGCCACUGGAAGGGCGAGGGCCGCUUCAUUCUCAAGAAGAUCGGCAACGAUCCGAGCAGUCGGGCGUGGGUUACCUCCAUCCGGCGGACGACCGAUCGGAGGGCGUCGCUCGCGGCCUCCAUGGCGGGAGCGGCCGGCGGCAGCGGCGCCUCUGGCGGACCCGGCACCGGGAAGGAACCGACCGCGGACGAUCUGCUGGCGCUCGAGAACGUGGACAACUUCCUCGUGUGCGUGUACAACGUGUCGCAGGACAUCCCGUACGCGAUAUUGCGCGUGCCGAUGAAAUCGACCGCCCAGGACGUGCUGGCACAGGCCCUACUGAAGGCGCGCCGACUCGACAACCCCAACAACUUUGUGCUGGUGGAGGAGCUGAACUACAGCAACAAGAGCAACGACACGAUGCAGCGCAUCCUGCUAGACGACGAGAAUGUGUACGUGACGCAGGCUAACUGGAAAACGAUCGGUCGUUUCGUCAUCCACGAGCGCAGCCAGCUGACGCCCUCGACGAUCCGCAAAACGAUCCUACCGAUCGAGAAGAUCAGCCGCGGAUUCAGCAUAAGCCGCGGAUCUUCGUCCUCCUCUACCUCGGUACACUCGCUGGCCUCCAAAUCCCCGAUACAGGUGGCGCUGAGCGAUCCCACGGCAUCUUCGUCCACGUCCAGGUUUAAGUCGCGUUCAGCCGGAGCGCACGAGUCGGCGUCCGGAUCGGGGUCGGGCGUGGGGACAAAGUCACGCCACCACGGACAUGGUCGGACAAAGUUCAGCUCGGAAAAGGAUACCUCGUUCUCCAGCACCAGCGCCGGCAACGCCGGCUCGAAGUCAGCCAAUCGGCGGGAGGUCCACUCCGAGGGUGAAACGCUCAGUGACGAGGAACAGAAAGAAUCCGACAUUAUGUCCACGAUGUCGCGCUUCAAGCGUAUGUCCAUCAAGAAGCUCAAAUCCUGGAAAUCCUAA
Anopheles marshallii is the source of this 6453-nucleotide messenger RNA. Its product is annotated as 1-phosphatidylinositol 4,5-bisphosphate phosphodiesterase epsilon-1-like. The transcript has 14 exons. The coding region runs from base 1 to 6453 and encodes 2150 amino acids. Gene Ontology annotation, molecular function: phosphatidylinositol-4,5-bisphosphate phospholipase C activity; guanyl-nucleotide exchange factor activity. NCBI's taxonomy places the organism in Eukaryota, Metazoa, Arthropoda, Insecta, Diptera, Culicidae. The record is from RefSeq and is a predicted model, not a curated record. Gene Ontology annotation, biological process: small GTPase-mediated signal transduction; phosphatidylinositol-mediated signaling; lipid metabolic process.